GCUGAAGCAGGGUGUGUUUUUCUAUCACUGCAGCAUCAGCAGAGAGAAGAGGGGCGCAAUCAAUUUCACAGAAAAGAGGAAGAAAGGACACAAGUAGAUAAGGAAGGGAGCAAGGAAAGGAAAGGUGCUGGGAGUCGUCAGAGGAGAGGAGGCUCAUCGUGGAGACAGGAGACGUGCAGCAGGGCGUGGACCUGAUUACAAAGGAGAAGGGACAGGGAUCAAGACGGACCAAGAGCAUAUGAAACAAAGCCACCGUCUUUAGAAUCAGGCACACAAGAAGACACGUGCUUGGUUGGAGUUUAUGUGUGUGCGCAGACUGUGUGUGCGUUUGGAACUGCCUCUGUGUGCAUUUUCUGUGAGCAGGUGGGGCUUUGAUGGGACAGUGAGCAAUGGCUCGCAUGCAGCAACAGCAGGUCUGCAGUAGGGGGCAGCGCUCCUCCCACCUCCCUCUUGCUUUCCUCACCUUCCUUUGCUUUGGUGCCCAACAUAACCAAGCAGUCAUACAAAUACCCUCCAACUACCACAUAAGUGAUAUCAAUAGUUCUCCUGUGAUCAUUAAUCCUCCAAAGACCAUCAUAGUUGUUGGUGUAGAGGAGUUCAUCAUGAGCUGCGAAGCCUCUGGAAACCCUCAACCCAGUUUCACAUGGACAAAGGACGGACACAAAUUCGACCCACGCAGUGAACCGCACCUGAAAGUUUCAGAGCACCCGGGCUCAUUUGAAUUCAAAGCAUCCAAUGGUAGCAACAUGGUCAACCUGAAGAGCUACCAAGGCAAAUAUGUCUGCUACGCAACCAACAACCUGGGGACAGCCAUGUCAAAAGAGGCCACACUCAGCAUUGAUGGUCUACCUUCUCUGCAGAAAGAAAAAGAUUCCAUUUUUAGGGCCACUGAGGGAUCCAAUAUGACGCUAAAGUGUAAUCCUCCAAAGAGCUCCAUGGUGCCCGUCAUCCACUGGAUGGACUGGAAAUUACGUCACAUUGAGCUAAGUGAUCGUGUGAUGGUGGGAAAGGACGGCAACCUAUACUUUGCUAAUCUGAAGACCACCGACUCCAGGGAUGACUACAUUUGCAACCUCCAGUACAUGGAAACGCGCACGAUUCUGACAAAAGACCCCUUUACCCUUGAGGUCAAACCCUCUAAUUCUAUAGUGCACAAUCGGAGACCUCAGAUGGUGACUCCGACUGGAUCCUCGAGCACGUACCUCGCCCUCAGGGGCCAGACCCUUGAUCUGGAGUGCAUCGCACAAGGCCUUCCAACCCCUCGAGUGACGUGGUUGAGGAAAGACGGCGAGCUUUCGGAAUCCCGGACUGUCAAAGAGUCUUUUAACCACCGCCUACGCUUCCUUAAUGUCUCUGAAAGUGACGGGGGAGAGUACCAGUGCAUAGCUGACAACACCCAGGGGAAAGCCAAACACACUUUCAUGUUGACUGUGGAAGCUGCUCCUUAUUGGAUCAAAGAGCCAGUUAGUCAGCUGUACGCUGCAGGUGAGACUGUCAGAUUAGAUUGCCAGGCAGACGGCACCCCCUCUCCUACCAUCCGCUGGACCGUCAACGGGGCCCGCCUUCCAGAAAACUCUAAGCGUAUCAGGGUGGAGAGUGGGUCACUUAUACUUGAGCAUGUGGUGUUUGAAGACACUGCCGUCUACCAGUGCCUGGCCUCCAACAAACAUGGAACCAUCUUCACCAACACGCAUGUCUACGUCAUCAAUCUGCCCCCUCAAAUUCUCACUAAAGACGGGGAAAUCUAUUCACAUAUAGAAGGUCAGAGGGCUUUACUGCAGUGUGAAACCUUUGGUUCUCCUAAACCUAAAGUCACAUGGGAAAGAGAGGGGUCUUUGCUUCUCGCUGAACCAAGAGUUAACCUGCUCACCAGUGGGGCUCUUGAGAUCGCCAAUGUCACCCUCGAUGAUAAGGGGCUCUAUAACUGCAAUGUGCAGAACAGCAACUUGUCAAUCACUGCCGAACUGGAAGUUUUCAACAGAACCGUGAUCCUGUCUAUGCCACAGGACCUGAAGGCGCAGCCUGGAACCAGCGCAGUCUUCACAUGUAAAGCCCUUGUCGAUCCCCAUUUUAGAGACCCUCAAAUUCAGUGGAGGAAAGACAAUCAGAAGCUUCAGGAAUCCAUCAGCGAUGAAAAGUACACAUUUGAUGAAUCAGACCUCAUAAUAGCUGAUGUGAAUGCAGAUGAUGAAGGGGUGUACACCUGUGAAGUCAUCACUAGCCUGGACAUGGCUAAAGCCGACGGCACUCUUACUUUAAUUGAUCGCCCCGACCCUCCCAGUCGCCUUCUGCUCGCUGAUCCUGACAGUCGUGUUGUCACACUCAGAUGGACUCCUGGAGAUGACCACAACAGCCCUGUGAAAGAUUAUGUGAUCGAGUUUGAAGAUCAAAAUUUAAAGGAAAGAGGUUGGCAAAAGCUGAAGAAAGUCAAAAGCAACAAGGACCAUGCCGUCCUUUCACUGCGGCCGUACAUGUCUUACAAGUUCCGGAUCAGUGCCAUCAAUGAAGUUGGCAAUAGCGGCCCAAGCCAACCAUCUGACAUCUACAACACAAGUGCUGAAGCUCCAGACAAAAACCCAGAGAAUGUCAGGAGUGAGUCUGUACAUCCAAACACUUUGGUCAUUGCCUGGAAGGAAAUGGAAAAACAUGAAUUCAAUGGCCCUGACUUUCACUAUAAGGUGAUGUGGAGGCGAGCAGUGGGCAGCGGGCCUAUAUGGCACGAAAACAUAACAAAAGUACCGCUUGUUGAUUUUGGCGAUGUCGGCAGUUUUGCGGCAUUUGAAGUCAAAGUUCAGGCUGCCAAUGAGAAGGGAGAUGGACCUGAGCCAGACCCUGUCAUAGUGUAUUCAGGGGAAGACGUUCCACUUGAGGGUCCAUUGGUUGUAGGAAUUGAUCUGAAAAACAGCACUACAGUUGAAGCGAGAUGGGCACCUAUUGAUAAAGAGAAAGUCAGAGGACACCUGCUUGGAUACAAGAUACACCUGACCUGGAAGGGUUACAGAUUUCAUCAUGGUCAUGGAUCCACAGAUAGUGAGAACACUAUAGUGGAAAAAACUGAACCUAAUGAAGAGAGGAAGGUCAUCAGUAAUCUCAGACCAUUUUCAAAGUAUGAUCUGGCUGUCACUGUUUUCAACAACAAGGGAGAAGGACCUUAUUCUGAGACGGUGCCCUUCAUGACCGAAGAGGGAGUACCUGGUCCUCCAGCGUUCCUGAGUCUUCGCAGCCCAUCAGAGACAGAAAUGACCAUGGAAUGGAAACCUCCUGUCCAUCCUAAUGGAAAUCUCACCGGAUAUGUGCUGCAGUACCAACAGAUAACCGAGAACGAUGAUAGCCUCAUAAAAGAGAAAACAAUAGAUAACCCUAAGAUCACUCAUCACACGCUGAAAGGUCUGGAUCCUCACAGCAGCUACCGCUUCUACCUGAGUGGGCGUACAGCUGUUGGAAAUGGAAAGCCAAUCAUGAAGACGGGUGCCACCAAGUCAGAUGCCCUACCUAUGAAUAUCACACUGUCUGUGGGGGAAAACUUGGUUAAUAUCAGCUGGGCGGUCAAGAGGAAACACCGGCAUACUGAUUUCCAGAUACACUACCGCGAUGACAAUGAGAGUGAAUGGAGGAAGACAGAAAAGCUGAACUCCUCUCAGUUUUUCUACCAGCUCCAGGGACUGACCCCUGGCUCUAAUUAUCAGCUACACUUCAUCUACCAAAAAAAUGCAUUCUUCAAAACUGAUGUUAACACUGAAAAAAAAGCAGCAAUGCAGCAAAGCUUUGCAACACAGGGCUGGUUCAUCAGUGUUGUGAGCGCCGCCGUGCUGCUGCUGCUGAUCCUGCUCAUCCUCUGCUUCAUCAAGAGGAGUAAGGGAGGAAAGUACUCAGUGAAAGAUAAAGAAGAUGGACCGAUGGACUCAGAAGCUCGACCGAUGAAAGAUGAAACCUUUGGAGAGUACAGAUCUCUUGAAAGUGAUCUUGAGGAGAAGCAGACAGCCAGUCAGCCAUCCCUGUGUGAUGACAGCAAGCUGUGCAGCGACAACAACCUGGACUUUAACGGCAGCAGUGUCGUCACCUCUGAUCUCAACCUGGAUGAGUCUCUGAUCAGUGAGAUCAGUCGUCCAAGUGCUCAAGAGGGUUUCCACAGUCUGCCACAGAACUCCACCUUCAACCCUGUUCCCGUCUCUUCUGCCACCAAUGGUGUGUCCAACUUAGUCACCAUCCCUGACUAACUCCAGUCCAAGCCAUCAGGCCAAAACAUGUCAACACAUAUGUGCCCAUACCAUCAUGCCCCUCUUAGACUUUUCAUGUUUUUGAUUUCCAAUACACAAUCAUAUGCUGACAAUUCAGAAGCUCUGGCGGUCAUUUGACUGAUUGGACUUUACUAACCAAAGCAGUGUCCAAGAUAGUGGACUGUGUGACAGAAUACUGACCGCCCCCCCCUACUUUUGUUAUCUUGUGCAGUCAAAUACAGUUUAAGAUUAGCAUUUAUACUGUUCUCUUUCUUUCUCCAUGCAAACAACACAAGGAAAAACCUUUAGACAGAAUGUUGUGCAUCUAGAAGUAUCAGGGGUUUUAGAUGUGGUCAUGGAAGAGAUGCAGAGUAACACAUAUCCCAUAAAUCAACGAUUUCACUUAAAUCAACUGAAGCCGCCUUUCAGUGGAACUUGCUCUGAAAAUAAGGAGUAGCACCUGGUGUAUAUAGCUGCAUCCAUCUAUUCAGUCAUAUUACAGAACUAUAGCUAUUUACAUGCUCUCUCUAAGUUCGUGUGGCUGCUGGGUCUGCAUAAAACUAACAUAACAAUCUCGCCUUCCCUCCUCAAGUGAAACGUCAUUUACUGGAAUGAAACUGUCGUUUUUGUGCCGAGACCUAUUUGUAUUGCUCUGUAUCUGUCUUUGUCUCUUUUUACAUUGUAUUAAAGCACAUUCUUUUUGUACCUUUCCAUCUCACAUUUCCCUGUUGAAUCAAGAAUCAGUAUUUAUUACAGGUAAGAGAGAGUGCAGUCUUGUGGUCAAACACUCUCAAGUUUUAUUUUUCGACUUUUAUCAAUGCAAGCUGGACAUUGGUGAGCAGAUGGCUGCCAGUUAAUGUGUGAUAAAGGCAAACUGUUGGUAUUUAUACAAGAGAAUGUAUUCUUUUCAGGGCAAGUUUAGACGUUGUGUUAACAUGCUUUUAAUCUGAGUAAGAAGUUUCUGGGGAAGAAAGUUCCCUCCCACCCCAACAGAAUGUAAAUAACCCUUAAAGAACAAUGUUUGAUAGAAAAAUGUUAAAAUGUGCAGGUUUCAAUUUUCCAACUUACUUUUUAAAAACGUCAAGUUUGAAUUCCUUCUUUUAGUUACUCACACUUUAUGAUUUUUGCGUUUUUGAUGACUGAUACAGUCAGAUUUGGGUGUAGAAAAAUAGAUAUUAAACAAAAUGAAAAAAAAAGCUCCACAUUGUUCUGUAGAUGUUUGAAAACAUAUCAAAAUUUGAUAAUCAAAAAACUUGUUCCUAGUGUCAUUUAGUGAAAGUAGACACAUCACACUAAAAGUUAGGUUUGUCUUCAUGCACAUAGUAAUUCAUCAAAGAGCUUCAGUUCAGUGAAUAUCUGUGCUGCUUGUGUGUGCAGGAAGUCACUCCUUGUUUAAUCAAAGCCUUCCUGUUGGCCAAACGUUGCUGGAAGAAACAUCCAUUCGCUCCAUGAAGUUGAACUCAGGACAAAUCUUAAAAGAAAUCAAUUUUCAGUCAGGAGUGAGGACAGAGACAACAUGCCAAUAUCGUAACACAGAACUCUGCCUGUAAACAUCUGCCUUUGUUGGUGUUAAGAGCAAAUGUUAGUUUUCCAUGAUCAAUAGGCAUCCUUGCACAGAUACUUACUGGACUGCAGCUCAUCCUGAUUUAUGUGUUUCAAAAGGAAACCGAGUGCCCCCUCCUUCAAGCUUUGCUUUUCCACUUUUUGUUGCUCUUCUUUGUUCUUUUUUAUAAAAAAAAGUGUUAAAAUGAAUUGCUUUAUUUAAAAAAAAAAAGCUUCUCUAGAUUUCAAACGCAGUCAGAUUUGACGAUAAUGCCAGACGAGAGAAAAACUUUAGGAGACACUGAAAUCUAGGGAGUGUGUGUUUCACUAGGACGGGUGCCUCUUUUGUGGAGAACAAUUGACAUUGAGGUGAUGUCUGUAUGUUUCCUGGUUGUUUGUGGGCACCACAGAUGGGACCAGUAAAACUGUAACUGCUUUAUGGAUCUGCCAAUGUAACUGCAAAUAUGACAAAUAAAAAUACCUGAAAUGA
Molecule: messenger RNA, 6249 nt
Organism: Oryzias latipes (Japanese medaka)
Lineage: Eukaryota; Metazoa; Chordata; Actinopteri; Beloniformes; Adrianichthyidae
Gene: l1cama
Product: L1 cell adhesion molecule, paralog a
Biological process (GO): brain development; cell-cell adhesion; axon guidance
Cellular component (GO): plasma membrane; axon
Molecular function (GO): cell-cell adhesion mediator activity
Source: RefSeq, a predicted model, not a curated record